Molecule: messenger RNA, 4171 nt
Organism: Nothobranchius furzeri (turquoise killifish)
Lineage: Eukaryota; Metazoa; Chordata; Actinopteri; Cyprinodontiformes; Nothobranchiidae
Gene: itcha
Product: itchy E3 ubiquitin protein ligase a
Biological process (GO): protein K63-linked ubiquitination; protein K29-linked ubiquitination; protein K48-linked ubiquitination
Cellular component (GO): cytoplasm
Molecular function (GO): protein binding; ubiquitin protein ligase activity
Source: RefSeq, a predicted model, not a curated record
AACUUUAUUGUGAAAAUCGUGAACCGGAAGCGCUGCUUCUCUUUAAGCUAGCGGAAUUAGUGUGGCCAAAUCUGCUUCCUAACUGUCAACAUUCUGGAUUUGGACGCUUGGUCCUUUAUUUCCCCUGCUUGCCAGGUUGUUUCUUGGUAGCUAAACUACAAUCCAGUGUUAUGGCUGAACCAUGAAAGCCCAAUUGCAAGUCACUGUGCUGUCAGCUAAGCUGAAGGAAAACAAAAAGAUCUGGUUUGGUCCCAGUCCAUACGUGGAGGUAGCGGUGGAUGGCCAGUCAAAGAGAACUGAGAAGUGCAACAACACACACAGUCCCAAAUGGAAGCAGGCCCUCACAGUAAUUGUGACUCCCGUCAGCAAGCUGGUUUUCCGUGUUUGGAGCUAUCAGACUUUAAAAGCUGACAUCCUUUUGGGGAUGGCUACUUUGGACAUUAGUAAGACUCUCAGAGCCAAUGAUCUGAAAUUGUGUGAGGUGGUGCAGACGCUGCAGCUGAGCUCUGACAGAGACCCUCAGGAUGUUGUUGGUGACCUGUCUGUCUGUCUGGACGGCAUGCAGAUAGACCCAGAAGCCUUUGAUUUGGCAGAGAGAGAACAGACCUCUGUUCUAAAUGGAAACACAAGACAAAAUGGCAGCAGCAACAGAUCAAGUAGGGACACGUCUCCAUCCAGUGACUCAGACGAGUGGGUCAUUGUUCCCAAUGGUCUUGCUGUCCCUAGUACAGACUCUAACUCCCCAUCUCCAGGGGGCUCUAAUGCUUCACGUCUUCCCAGACCUCUACCUUCCACGCCAUGUAAACCCGCGUCCUCAUCGACCUCCUCCAGCAGUUCUUCUCCUAGCGAGCUAAGUGAAGCUCCAGCAUCAGAUGGUUCCUCUCAAGCUUCAGCAAGCGGAUGCUCUGACCCGCCGGAUGAAUCAGGAACUCGAGCUGCAGUAGCAGUUUCCGCACAACAACCAAGUGGUCCCAAACCAGGCAGCGCCAUCACUGCUGCUCCAGCUGCAACAACGCCCAGAGUCACUCCUGUUAACAACGGCCCCCUGCCACCAGGAUGGGAGCAAAGAGUGGACCAGAGUGGACGGGUGUAUUAUGUGGACCACAUAGAGAAGAGGACAACAUGGGACCGGCCUGAGCCGCUACCAUCAGGGUGGGAGCGGAGGGUGGACCCGAUGGGUCGAGUGUAUUAUGUUGACCACAUAACACGAACUACGACGUGGCAGCGGCCCACGCAGGAGUCAGUGCGGAACUAUGAGGAAUGGCAGCACCAGCGCAGCCAGCUCCAGGGAGCGAUGCAGCAGUUUAACCAGAGGUUCAUUUAUGGGCUCCAGGACCAGUUUGCAGCCACGGCAACUAAAGAGUUUGACCCACUGGGACCUCUACCACACGGUUGGGAGAAGAGAACAGACAUCAAUGGAAGAGUUUAUUUUGUUCAUCAUCCGACUCGGACGACACAGUGGGAGGACCCGAGGACACAAGGGCUGCUGAAUGAUAAGCCCCUGCCUGACGGCUGGGAGAUGCGGUUCACUGUGGAUGGGAUUCCUUAUUUUGUCGACCACAACAGGAGAACGACGACCUACAUCGACCCCCGCACUGGGAAAUCCUCACUUGAGAACGGCCCACAGAUCACCUACGUCAGGGACUUUAAAGCCAAAGUGCAAUACUUCAGGUUCUGGUGUCACCAAUUGUCGAUGCCUCAGCACAUCAAGAUUACGGUCUCAAGAAAAACGUUGUUCGAGGAUUCGUUUCAGCAGAUCAUGAGUUUCCACCCCCAAGAUCUACGGCGGCGGUUGUGGAUUAUAUUUCCUGGAGAGGAGGGUCUGGAUUACGGAGGUGUAGCCAGAGAGUGGUUUUUCCUGCUUUCACACGAAGUGCUGAAUCCCAUGUACUGUUUGUUCGAGUAUGCUGGAAAAGACAACUACUGCCUCCAGAUCAACCCAGCCUCUUACAUCAACCCCGAUCACCUCAAGUACUUCAAGUUCAUCGGCCGCUUCAUUGCUAUGGCCUUGUUUCACGGAAAAUUCAUCGACACGGGUUUCUCGCUGCCUUUCUACAAACGCAUCCUGAACAAACUGCUGGCUCUUAAAGAUUUGGAGUCCAUAGAUCCAGAGUUUUAUAAUUCUCUCAUUUGGAUCAAGGAUAAUAAUAUAGAAGAGUGUGGCCUGGAGAUGUUUUUCUCUGUUGACAAGGAGAUCCUGGGUGAGGUCACCACCCAUGAGCUGAAACCAGAUGGAGGAAACAUCCAAGUAACCGAGGAAAAUAAAGAGGAAUACAUCAGGCUGGUGGCAGAGUGGAGGCUGUCUAGAGGUGUGGAGGAGCAGACACAAGCCUUCUUUGAGGGUUUCAACGAAGUUCUUCCACAGCAGUACCUUCAGUACUUUGAUGCUAAAGAACUAGAGGUGAUGCUUUGUGGGAUGCAGGAGAUCGACCUUGGCGACUGGCAGAGAAACACGAUCUAUAGACAUUACACUCGGGGUAGCAAGCAGAUUCUUUGGUUUUGGCAGUUUGUGAAGGAGAUGGACAAUGAGAAGAGAAUGAGACUUCUGCAGUUUGUCACAGGAACCUGUCGUCUUCCUGUGGGCGGCUUUGCUGAUCUGAUGGGAAGCAAUGGCCCUCAGAAGUUUUGCAUCGAGAAAGUAGGCAAAGAAAACUGGCUUCCACGAAGCCACACCUGCUUUAAUCGCCUGGACCUCCCUCCAUAUAAGAGCUACGAGCAGCUGAAGGAGAAACUCAUGUUUGCCAUAGAAGAGACGGAAGGAUUUGGACAGGAGUGAUGCAGCCGCCGUGUCCGUUUUAGACAGAAAGCACUUUCCAGUUUAGAGAUGAUUAGAAUUUAGUUUUAAAUAAUAUAUUUUUUAAAAAGUAUUCAUUACUUCACACCAGACCUGUGAUUAAUCCACCCCAGCCUCCUUUCACCUGAAGGAUUUGUUCCUGACUAAUCCACCUGAUUUCACUUUACUGCGCUCCGCCCAUCCAGACGGUGAAGACGCCUUUCUCGCCGUCAUGUCUGCACUUGCAGCUCGUUUUCUGAACGUGCAACGUUUCUGAAAAGCCAGCUUUUCUGUGCAGCACUGAUAUGAGCGAGGAUGACAGAAAUGUCGUUUUCUGACUUAAAAUGUAAAAAUCAACAUUAACAGUAACACAAAACCUCUUUUCUGAUUUUUGGGGUCUUUCUUUUUUUUUUUUUUUUUUUUUUUUUUUUUUUGAUAUUUGAUAUUUUUCUAAUGACUGACUACUGUAGCACAUACGCAGAUUUUCUUUUAAGUUGACUCUUAACUUCUUUUUUUUUGCAAUAAUAUUUAGUCUUCUUCUGUCAGGAUAGUUUUUUAUUGAGUUGAGACAGUAAACCAGUUUGCACUGAGCACUGAGGCUGUUGUGGUUGUUGUUGAGGGGAUAUUUUUAUGUGCAAUCGUUUUUUAAACACUUAUGCCAACGAUGGAAUCAAACAUGGCUUUGUUUGAUUAGUUCAUCAUAACUAGACUUAGUGUUUGGUAUUCAUUGCAGCUUGAUGUGAAGGCGAGAAAUUUGCCAUUAUUUGAAUCGUAUUGGAUGAGAUUGCAUAUCAGCGUAUUAGACCAUCAUCUUCCUGUCAGUCCCAGACAGAUUGUGAAUGUUUAGAUCAAAAGCUGUUACUGGUGACGUGGGACCUUGUGCUGUAAAAGGUCACGGCCUCGUCCCACUGAAUGGUAGUCAGUUCUGUGCCGGUUGUAAAGAGACGUGUCAUAAGAGCUCAAUAGUUGAUUAGUCUGCAGCUUGCACACGUCUCUAAAUCCACAAUUAGUCUUUAAACUUUCAUCUAAUGCUGUUUAUGUAAAUACAUCUAAAUAUAAAAACUAUGAGCUCUGAAAACACUUUGAUUACCCAGAUAUAGAUCCACUCUGAUGAACCCUAGUUUUAUAGGGUGUGAGCAGAUUUUCUGGAUUUUCUGUUGUCUUACAGCCCCUUUGGUGUAAUCAUGGAGGCUGAUCGACAUGUAGAAACAUGCAAGUGAGUAUUUUAGUAUUACAAAUUUCAUUGUAACCCAAAUUCGAUUGUGCAUUUGCUGUUUUUUUUUAGCUAUAAUUCUUUGAUAAGUGAAAUGUAGUGGGUGAAUUUUAUUUAUUAAGAUCUUGAGUUUCUUGUAUCAAUGACCUGGAUUCUUUGGCGAUAAAUAAAAUUAAAAUGUGGAA